Molecule: messenger RNA, 1064 nt
Organism: Vicia villosa (hairy vetch)
Lineage: Eukaryota; Viridiplantae; Streptophyta; Magnoliopsida; Fabales; Fabaceae
Product: ribonuclease S-2-like
Exons: 2
Coding region: 33-863 (276 amino acids)
Biological process (GO): RNA catabolic process
Cellular component (GO): extracellular region
Molecular function (GO): ribonuclease T2 activity; RNA binding
Source: RefSeq, a predicted model, not a curated record
UCUUCACAAGUCACAUUGCAUCUUUUUCUCUUAUGAUGAAGACCACCAUGACGUUAAUGAUAACAAUUACUAUUUUGUUUCACACUUUUUUUUACAUUGGAUUUUCUAAUGAUGAAGCACUUAUCACUACACUUUCACAAUUACCAACAUCACUCCUUCCAUCUUUUGACAUAUACCAUCAAAUAUCCAAUCCAUAUUCUUCACAUGAACCUCUAGAAAAUAGUAAGAAUAAAUCUCCACCAUCUCCUCCACCACCACCACCACCUCUUUUAUUUGACCACUUUGUGCUAUCUCAGACAUGGCCACCAACAUACUGCAAAAUUAAAAAUAAUGAUUGUGUCUCUCCAAAGCCACUAAAGUUUGUCAUUCACGGUCUCUGGCCAAGUAAGAAAAACGGCGAUCCAGUACGAGAUUGCCAUAAAGUGGACAUAAAUUUGAACGAGUUAGUUCCAAUAAAGGAAAAACUUGUUAAAGAUUGGCCGGCAUUAUAUAAAAAGGUUCAUCAAGAUGAUGCUAACUUUGCAUUAUGGGUUGAUCAGUGGAAUGCGCAUGGAACUUGUUCUAUUCAGUUGUUCAAAUUUUUUUCUUAUUUUGAAGAGACAUUAAAAGUGUACAACAGAAAUAGUAUAAAAGAUAUCUUUAAAAAAUAUAAAAUUAACCCGGGCAAAAAGUAUCUUACAAAAACUAUUUUUGAUGCAAUACACACAGAAAUUUCAUUUAAGCCACAAAUUCGAUGUGAACAACUUAAUGAGUUAGAUUAUUUAUAUGAAAUAAGACUUUGUUUCAAAGCAAAUGUUGAACUAGAAUAUAAAGAUUGUGAUAUUUCUUACAGUGGUUGUCGCGGCCAGGAAGUGAAUUUUUAAUAAAGUUCAAUGGAUGCAGCUAAAAGUUCAUGUGUGUGGAGUUUAUCUCCUAUUUUAGUUUCCUAUUAUGCUGCUUUUUGUUAUUACUUUUAUAUUUUGUUGAUUAUUGUUGUGUUUCCAUGGUCUUGUUUGUACUCUUUCUAUAUUCCUUUUUCACACGUUAUUGUGUUAGAAGGAAUUAUAUAAAUAAAAUUUGAAGUU